Messenger RNA from Thalassophryne amazonica, 1640 nucleotides. Its product is annotated as protein FAM177B. Bases 141 to 650 code for a protein of 169 amino acids. NCBI's taxonomy places the organism in Eukaryota, Metazoa, Chordata, Actinopteri, Batrachoidiformes, Batrachoididae. The transcript has 5 exons. The record is from RefSeq and is a predicted model, not a curated record.
CCGUGUCUGUUGUCUCAGGUUUCAGGUCAUGGAUCCUGGAUAAGGUUUCUUCCACCCUCCUGGAAUGUGUGUACCUUUUUGCUGAAAAUCAACCCACAGCUUUGCAAUGGAGGACUUAAGGCAGAUAUAGAACUUGAAGAAUGAAGAACAGCCAUCAGGAAGAAAUGGACAUCCAGGAGACAGAGUUUAGAGGCCCGUCCCAGUCCAAACAGAACAGGAUCAUUUACUUCUCCAACGGUGAAACUAUGGAGGAGGAAGACAGUGAGGAGGAGGAAGAUGCAGAGGAACCUGCCUUCAGAGAAGAAAGGAUCAAGCCAUCAUGGAAGAAUGUGGCCGUUCUUGUUUGGAGAGCUUCACUCUUCACUUGUGAUUUCCUCGGCAAGAGAUGCGCCAGUCUGCUGGGACUGAAUGCCCCCAAAUACCAAUAUGUCAUCGAUCAUCAGCAGCAGAAGACAACAAAGAGACUAACCUUAGAGGGGCUUGGUGGAGGGAGGCAUCUUUCCCCCAAAUUGGAUGCCAGGCAAUAUGGAGCCAUGGAGGAAAUGAGAAAUCCCACCAGUCCUCAGGGGAGCAGUCAUGAGGAAUACGAGGACAGUGGUGGAGGACAUCCCAACAGAGGCUAUCAAGAUGAAGAUGACCAUAAACCGUAGGCCAGAACAUUCCAUGUCAGUUAACGGCCUCAGGAACACAACAGGAAGCAAUGCUGUGGGGAAAUGAAUGUUUGAAACGUAACAAAUGAGUGAGCGGACUCCAGACACAGAAGAGGCCAAGAACACAAGUUAAACUGCUCCAUCUCUGAAAGAAACCUUUUGAGUGCAUCUGAAUUGUGACCAGUAAACAGCUUUUUAGGUACGUUUUCUUGAAAUUCAACUCCACUUUGAGAAGCGAUCACAAAAAAUCAGAUGGGAUUGGAUUUGUUUGUUUGAGAGGGAACAAAAUAAAUAUUUUGCUGUUUUGUUUGUUUUUGGAAAUACGAGAAAUCGAAGGUAAGGUCAACCUUGGUUCCAGUGGACUAAUGUUUAUUUGUAGACUUUGAACGAGAUCCUCGCCAAACGUAAAAAAAUACAAUUUUACGUGGUGACGUGUACAUCUCAGUCUGUCACACGUUGCCUAACCCCCUAAAAUCCCAAACCGGCCUCUUGACCUGAAACAGGACGAAGUUCUUGUCAUUUUUAAUAGAAGCUCAUUUUUUUUCUGCCAUGCUUAAUGAGAUACUUAAUAUAGGUACUAAAAGAUUAAAUAGAAAUCGAUGAGUACGUCAGGUGAGCAUAAAUAUACGUCAUUUCCGGGUGGGGGUGUCCUGAGCCAGUUUUGUUUUUGUUUUUUAAUUUGUUUGUUUUUACACUGAAAGCGUUUUAAGCAGGUUUAAGGCCCUUUAAAGUGUUCUCUCUUUUUUUGCACGUUUGCUUCUUGUCAAUGAGGCUUUUCUGGAGAAAAUGAAUAUAUCACGGUUGUCGGAAAGUAACCACUAGAUGGCGACAAGUAGACAUAAAAAUUUCAUGACGUUGGUUCUGCACAUUUACACAGAAAUUAUUCCUUAAUUCCUUUGUUUCCGUUUUCAUGUUAGCAAAGAUAACGCCACAAAACAAAAACAAAAACUCUGCAAAUAUUAUUAAACCGUGAAAGCCAACAUGGAAUCA